CCUAAUUAUAUGGGUAAACUGUCUUUUUGCGAAGAACCUUGAAGAGACGCUUGUCUUAAGAUAUGGCAUCCAAUAGCAUAGGUGGCUAUGAUCUGAACUGGUUGGAGGAUCCUCCUGAUGACCUCAAGUGUCUCAUCUGCCUCUGUGUGGCCAGGGACCCUCACCAACAUCCUGGAGAUACUACCAACGAAUGUGGCAAAAUAUUCUGUCAUAGCUGCAUCACUGAAAUGAAUAAAAAGAAUGAGACGACUUGCCCAAACUGUCGGAAGAACCUCACUGACUUCAAAGAUGCAAAAAGUACUCGGCAAAUCAGGUCCCUCAAGGUGAAGUGUGACAACCAAAAGAAUGGCUGUGGGUGGACGGGGGAACUGGGAGAUCUGUACGCACAUCUUGAGGGUCCUAAUCAUCGAUCCAGGUGUGACUUUGAACCUGUGCCCUGCAAGUAUGCCAGAGUCGGAUGUGAAGAGAAACCUCUACGCAAAGACCUCUCGAAGCAUGAAGAAGAUGUCCAACUUCACUUCCAAGUGACAACCGAAAAAGUUCUAGAGCUUACUAAAACGAACUCUCAUCUGCUUAAAUUAACUAGUACGGUUCCUUGUACAAUCAAACUACCUAAUUAUCGAAAACUAAACAGUGACAAAAAUCUAUUUUACAGUCCUCCAUUCUACACCUCGUACACUGGCUAUAAAAUGUGCUUGAUAGUUAAUGCCAAUGGAUGGGGUCCUGGUGAGGGCACUCAUGUUUCAGUGUUUGCCCAUCUCAUGAAGGGAGACAAUGAUGACUCUCUGUCCUGGCCGUUCACUGGGACGGUCACAGUCCAGCUACUCAACCAACUGGAGGACAACAACCAUCACCAUAUUAUGAUGUUUACAUUCCCAGCAGAAAGUAAGAGCAGUCAGAGAGUGGUAGAUGUUGAGAGAGCACCAUGUGGAGGGGGCUACCAUACAUUCAUCUCCCACGCUGACCUCGAUUACAAUGCUGACCAGAACAUUCAGUACCUCAAAGAUGACACUCUUGUGUUCAAGGUAUCUUUAACCGACCACAAGCCAUGGCUGAACUGACAAAACCCACGAGUGCAAGCAAGUAGAUACUGUACCCAUACCACAUACAUGCAUGUACAUGAUUAAUUUGUAUACAUGUAUAUGCGCGUGCAUGUAUAUAUCUUGGGGUUAGCCGACCUUUCUACGUCUGUCCAGAAUGAUAUUGUUUGAAUUUGUUUUGUUGAAAAGUUUUAAGAUUGAAGAAACUAAUUG
Molecule: messenger RNA, 1253 nt
Organism: Halichondria panicea
Lineage: Eukaryota; Metazoa; Porifera; Demospongiae; Suberitida; Halichondriidae
Product: TNF receptor-associated factor 3-like
Exons: 2
Coding region: 63-1061 (332 amino acids)
Biological process (GO): tumor necrosis factor-mediated signaling pathway; protein K63-linked ubiquitination; innate immune response
Molecular function (GO): ubiquitin protein ligase activity; tumor necrosis factor receptor superfamily binding
Source: RefSeq, a predicted model, not a curated record